Messenger RNA from Prosopis cineraria, 2713 nucleotides. RefSeq names its product putative leucine-rich repeat receptor-like serine/threonine-protein kinase At2g14440. The coding region runs from base 238 to 1746 and encodes 502 amino acids. The transcript is spliced from 8 exons. Gene Ontology annotation, molecular function: protein binding. The record is from RefSeq and is a predicted model, not a curated record. NCBI's taxonomy places the organism in Eukaryota, Viridiplantae, Streptophyta, Magnoliopsida, Fabales, Fabaceae.
UCUCAGAAUCUGACAGGCCUGGCCGUCGCGGAUUUUUUUUUUUUCCCGCGUCGCCUAGUCAAAGUCUAUUCUUUUCUAACUCCUUCCGCCAACUCCGUGGUCUCCUGCCUCCUUCCUCUCCCCACUAUUCAUUCAUUGCAUGACUCACCCACAUCUCUUCUAACUUCAAACCCAGAAGACCAUUUCUAUAACAAAAUACAGCACUACUAUACUGCCCACUUGCACUUACUCUGUUUCAUGCUAAACCUAAAUCAUUUAAUCAUGCGUUUUCGCUACCUUCUUCUCUUCCUGCCCUUCUUCUUGUUCUCCUCCUUCGCUUCCUCACUGACACCCCUCCAAGGUUUCCUGAUUGAUUGUGGUGCGCCAUCGUCGUCCAACAUCGCCGGUCUCGUGUGGCUGCCGGAUGGGGGGUUUAUAUCAACCGGGACGCCCAAGAACGUGACCACCUCUCUUCCCUAUCCUGCUUUGUCCUCCGUUCGAUCCUUCCCCCUUCGAGUCAAGAAACAUUGCUACAAUUUUCUCGUGUUUCCUGGAAAACGAUACAUGGUGCGGACGACGUAUUUCUAUGGAGGGGUCAACGGCCACAAGCAUCCUUCCCCACCCGCAUUUGAUCAGAUCGUGGAUGGGACUUUCUGGAGCGUCGUUAACACCACAGAGGACUAUGCAAAUGGGAAUUUCACCUUCUACGAAGGUGUUUUCUCGGCUCAGGGGAAAACCAUGAGCGUAUGCAUUGGGUCAAAUACUUACACGGAUUCCGACCCCUUUAUAUCGGCUUUAGAGCUGGUGACUUUGAGUGAUUCACUUUACAAUGCCACCGAUUUUAACAACUUUCGGCUCAAUUUGGUUGCAAGACACAGUUUUGGCUACUCUGGACCUACCAUUCGAUACCCUGAUGAUAGUUUUGACCGAUUUUGGGAGCCUUUUGGAGAGAGUAAUUUCGCUCAAGCAGGCAGCAGCAAUAUUUCUGUUUCUGGUUUUUGGAAUCUUCCGCCUUUGAAAAUAUUUGAGACACAGUUGGGAUCUGAUCAGUUGGAAUCGUUGGAGUUGAAAUGGCCUCCAGAAUCACUUCAGAGUUCAAAAUUCUACAUUUCUCUAUACUUUGCAAAUAAUGAGGAAUCUUCACUUGGGGGUUCAAGGAUUUUUAACAUAAGCGUAAAUGGGAUCGGUUAUUACCAUGAUUUGAAUGUGACGUCAGAUGGUGUUGUUGUCUUUGCCAGACAGUGGCCUCUUUCUGGUCCUACGACAAUAACAUUGACCCGUACUGCUAGUUCUUCCCUGGGUCCUGUGAUCAAUGCUGGUGAAAUUUUUGAUGUGGUGCCAUUAGGAGGAAGAACUUUGACACGUGAUGUUAUUGCUUUGAAACGGGUAAAAGAUAGUUUCCAGAACCCUCCACUUGAUUGGGUUGGUGAUCCUUGUAUGCCUCGCCAAUACUCAUGGACUGGCAUCACUUGCUCUGAAGGCCGUCGGAUUCGUGUAGUGACUUUAAAUAUGACAGGUCUGGGUCUUUCAGGAUCUUUGUCGCCUGACAUUGUCAAUAUGACGGCUUUGACCAACAUCUGGCUGGGGAAUAACAAUUUGUCAGGACAUAUUCCUGAUCUGAGUUCACUAAACUUCUUAGAAACAUUGCACUUGGAAGACAAUCAAUUCAGUGGAGAGAUUCCCUUGUCCCUAGGGAACAUCAGCAGCUUGCAUGAAAUGCAAGACUGCAAGAUUGCAACACAAUGUAGCAGGGACCACAGGAGAUAAGAGUAUAGGACCUUGAACGAUUAGUAGAUAGAUAUUAGCCUAGAGAGGCAUUUUCACACUGAAUGAGACUUAUCAAGUUUCUUUCCUUGUUUCUUCAUCUUUAUGAAGAGGAACCAUGGAAACUUAUUUAGUGUUACAGAAUUUUAUAAUGUCAGAAACACUGGGAGCUUGGUUGGAGUUUGUGACUAUCUUGUUCCUUUCUUAAAUUUGAUAUGAGAGAUGACAAAAAAUUGGUGAUACUUUGGAAAUUUAAAAAAAAAAAAAAUGCUUCGAAGGUAUGCUAGAAAUAGCAAUUAGUGCAUUGGUCUAGAAAAAUGAAACUUAGAAACCUGAGCCUUAAGUAUCAUCCUUUUAUAAUUAUGACCUUUUCUAGGCUUUUCCGAUGUCUGGCCAGCAUGGUGAAUCAAAGUCAAACCUUGCCUCAGAUGGGGAAGGUUAUGGAAAGUACUUGUGGUUUAGUGGAGCAUUGGAGAGAGAAGAAACUUGAUAGUACAGUUGUUACUUUCAUGCAUUCCAUUUUAUAUGAUUUGUGUUCCUCACUCUCUCUAUCAUCCUCACAUAAGAAAAAGAAUACUUUUUCCUCUUUAUUACUCAAGAAGUAAACUGCAAUCGUUGAAUUUAUUAAUUAUGUACCUUUGCUUAAUAGAUUUCUCUAUAUUUGAAAUCACGGGAAUUAAAAUAUGCAAUGUGUUCAGGGGAGUCAAAGUCAGGUAUAAUUUCCUGCACUACUAAUAACCUCAAAUUGAUGUACUAAUCCAAAAAAGAUAAUAAAGAGAAUACAAAUUCCUGGACUUGAAAUAUACUGGUUAUAUUUAAGAUUAAACCUUGAUCAAUUAAGAUCCUGGAGUUCUUGGACUAUGACAAUUGGUUUUAGAAUAAAAAAACUAAACAAAAGCAAUGAGAUCUUUUAUCUUUAACCUUGGCUUGAAUUUAUUGCUGCGCACAUCAGUUUCGAUCUUCAUUGAAU